AUAUAACCCACCAACACUAACGGCUUUCUGACAAACCUUACGUAACACCACGGAACACUAUUUGUGUUACAUAUCGCCAGCACACAACACAACCACAUCAUCACCACCACAGUACAACGCAUAACGAAAGUCUGUGAUCGUCUUUCCCCAGGUUGAACCAGUUAUGCCUAAAGGUCGCGUUGCUUCCCCUGGUGAUCUGAGUGAUGCAGGGUUCACGUCUGAUGGCAUCACAAAGGGCAGCCUGGCUGCCAACAUGAUGUCCAACUCCGACAGGUCGGCCUCCAGCAGAGGGGUCGUGCCCGGCAUGCAGAGUGCUGGCGCCAGGGGGCAGACUUACACAGGAGAGAACACGACCCGGACCGCGCUGGACCACUCUGGGUUCGGUUCUGGUGGCAUCCGGGGCAGCAGCGUCGGUUCCGGUGCCAUGAGCAGCGCCGACAAGUCGGGGUCCGGGAUGGGCGUGGUGUCGGCAAAUCAGUCUAUCGGCGCCAGGAAGUAGACAAUAAAACACCUUAGGAGUAGGAACAGUUUAAUUGAACACCUAUAGGAGUGGAAACACCUGCACGAGGACUGACUGAACAUCUCGACAAAAUCCAGGUUUUUUUUUUUCACUAAAAUGUUAAUAUAUUUUUAUUUAAAAAAAAAUAAAUUUUUUGGAAAUGCCAUGAAUAAAUUACAGUAAUUUAUUACGUUUAUUC
Molecule: messenger RNA, 698 nt
Organism: Cherax quadricarinatus
Lineage: Eukaryota; Metazoa; Arthropoda; Malacostraca; Decapoda; Parastacidae
Source: RefSeq, a predicted model, not a curated record